Molecule: messenger RNA, 1356 nt
Organism: Lasiodiplodia theobromae
Lineage: Eukaryota; Fungi; Ascomycota; Dothideomycetes; Botryosphaeriales; Botryosphaeriaceae
Product: Phosphatidate cytidylyltransferase
Exons: 5
Coding region: 1-1356 (451 amino acids)
Cellular component (GO): endoplasmic reticulum membrane
Molecular function (GO): phosphatidate cytidylyltransferase activity
Source: RefSeq, a predicted model, not a curated record
AUGACAAAGCCGAGGAAGGACGUCAAGUUCCAACACCGCGGCAGCGGCAGCAGCGGCAAGGGCAGGAGAAUGUCCAUGUCUGAGCUCAGCGAGCCGCACUCCGAGCCCGGCAGCCCUACGAGGAAUGGCGCUGUCGCGAAGCCAGAGGAACCGCCCAAGUCGGACUACGAGAAGAAGAAGGAAACCUUCAUUACCCGUACUAUCUGGACGCUGGUCAUGAUCGCCGCCUUUUUCUGGGCCAUGUUCGCCGGACACAUCUACAUCAUCAUAAUCGUAACUGCGGUCCAGAUAAUUUCCUUCAAGGAGGUCAUCGCCAUUUCCAACGUACCUAGCCGCGCCCGGAGCUUGAGGUUUACGAAGAGCUUGAACUGGUAUUUCUUGGGUACGACAAUGUACUUCCUGUACGGAGAGAGCGUCAUUUACUACUUCAAGCACAUUAUCCUCGUCGACAAGAUCCUCCUCCCGUUUGCUACCCACCACCGCUUUAUCAGCUUUAUGCUCUACGUCACUGGCUUCGUGUUCUUUGUCGGAUCGCUCCAGAAGGGACACUACAAGUUCCAGUUUACUCAGUUCGCCUGGACUCACAUGGCGUUGUAUCUCAUUGUUGUUCAAGCGCACUUCAUCAUGAACAACAUCUUCGAGGGCAUGAUCUGGUUCUUCCUGCCAGUUUCCCUGGUCAUCACGAACGACAUCUUUGCCUACAUCUGCGGUAUCACCUUCGGCCGAACCCAGCUCAUCAAGAUCUCGCCCAAGAAGACGGUUGAAGGCUUCCUGGGCGCAUGGGUUUUCACCAUCCUGUUUGGCGUGCUCCUGACGAACAUCCUGAUGCGCUACAAGUACUUUAUCUGCCCCGUCAAUGACCUCGGAGCAAACAUCUUCACCGGUCUGGAGUGUGAAGUUAACCCUGUUUUUAUCCCCCGCACCUACCGCCUCCCUUUUAUACCUCCCAACUGGACCCAUCUCCCUACCAAGGUCACCGUCGCGCCUAUGCAGUUCCACAUUCUCGUUUUCGCGACCUUCGCUUCCCUUAUCGCUCCAUUCGGCGGCUUCUUCGCGUCGGGCCUGAAGCGCACGUUCAAGAUCAAGGACUUUGGCGAUUCGAUUCCUGGACACGGUGGCAUGACGGAUCGCAUGGACUGCCAGUUCAUCAUGGGUUUCUUCGCCUUCAUGUACUACUCGAGCUUCAUCGCCGUGUACAAGGCGAGCGUCGGCGGUGUCAUCGAGCAGGCCAUUACGGGGCUCACUCCGGAGCAACAGAUGGAAGUGGUGAAGGGCCUGAGCAAGCAUCUUGUGAACCAGGGUGUUAUUCCCUCUGCCGUUCUCGAGUAUCUUUCGGAUGAGCUCAAGCGGAGAUGA